AUGGAGCAGGACCCAGGUUUCAUCGCGGCUGUUGAAGAGGCAAAGCAAGGCGCCGCCGAGGGCGGCGUCCCCAUUGGCGCCUGCUUGGUCUCUAAGGAUGGCAAGAUUUUGGGUCGAGGACACAACAUGCGCGUGCAAAAGGGUAGCCCCGUCCUGCAUGCCGAGAUGUCUGCUCUGGAGAACUCUGGCCGUCUCCCCGCCUCGGCGUACGAGGGUGCCACCAUGUACACGACCCUCUCCCCUUGCGACAUGUGCACGGGUGCGUGCAUUCUAUACAAGAUCAAGCGGGUGGUCAUUGGCGAAAACCAGAGCUUCAUGGGCGGAGAGGAAUACCUGCUCAACCGCGGCAAGGAAGUCGUCGUAGUGGACAACCAAGAGUGCAAGGAUUUGAUGGCCAAGUUUAUGAAGGAAAAGCCGGAGCUAUGGAACGAGGACAUUGCCGUCUAA
Penicillium cataractarum is the source of this 447-nucleotide messenger RNA. RefSeq names its product cytosine deaminase. NCBI's taxonomy places the organism in Eukaryota, Fungi, Ascomycota, Eurotiomycetes, Eurotiales, Aspergillaceae. The record is from RefSeq and is a predicted model, not a curated record. The coding region runs from base 1 to 447 and encodes 148 amino acids. The transcript is spliced from 3 exons. Gene Ontology annotation, cellular component: nucleus; cytoplasm. Gene Ontology annotation, molecular function: diaminohydroxyphosphoribosylaminopyrimidine deaminase activity.